Owenia fusiformis is the source of this 732-nucleotide messenger RNA. The record is from the annotation of a GenBank genome assembly. NCBI's taxonomy places the organism in Eukaryota, Metazoa, Annelida, Polychaeta, Sabellida, Oweniidae.
AUGUACAAUACAAGAGUAAAGAGCAAAAACAAAACAGAGAAAAGACUUGUAAUUAAGGAGGAAUGCCAAUCAUUACAUUACCAUAAUGGGAAACCUGGAGCUCUAGCUCUUACUGCUCUUGCCAGCUUUCCAGGUAGUGGAAGUAGCUGGUUUAGGCACCUAAUACAUCAGCUAACAGGUAUCUAUACUGGUAGUGUUAACAAUACAAAAGAAGGCCAUACAAGUGAUGAAUUCCAGGCAGAUGGUGUCACUAACAACAGUGUCAUAGCCAUCGAAACAAAUGAAAAAUCAUUUAAUGUUGGAACUGUUAAAUUUGAGCGAACUAUUCUUUUAGUCAGGGAUCCAUUUGUUUCAAUUCUGGCUGAUUUUAACAGGAGGAAUGAAGUGUCGCAUAUAGUGCAGGAUUGGGAGAGUUAUGCCCAGGUUCAAAGUUAUGCCUGGCAAUUCUUUAUGAGAUACUGGUUGGAAUUUUCAUCCGUUGGACCCCUUCUUGUUGUGGAAUAUGAGAACUUGGGAACCCAAUUGGAGAUGGAACUUCUGCGUCUUGCCAAGUUUUUAAAUGUUGCAGUAGAUCAGAGGGUCCUACAUUGUAUCCUGAAGAACGCAAAUGGACGUUUUGGAAGUACACCUAGUCAAACACAAAACAGUCCAUAUAGUCGUAAAGUACAGGAUAUACUCAUAAAAGGAAAGAAUGACAUAUAUGGUGAAUUACACAAACUCAAAAAUAUCUAA